AUGAAGGCAGAUUCGCACCCUCCUGUGCUUGAACGUUGCAGCAAGUCAUUCGACCGCGUGCAUGCCGACCUUAUCCCCUUGGACGGUAUCUCCCUUGGUGGAUCUAAGUAUAUGUUACUACUGGUCGAUGAUUACACUCGCUAUGUAUGGUAUUACUUUGCCUCAAGCAAGAAUGUUCCUGCAAUUACGCCUCUCCUACAAGGAUUCAUAAACUUGGUCCUAACUCAAUUCAAUGCUAAUGGUGUACUGGAACGACGAGUUCAGACGAUCAAGAAUAUGGAACGCUCUAUGAGAGCUGGUGCUGGUGUCCUAGAUGACUACCGACUACAAGCUGAGUCCCUGGCCACCUCGUCCCUGGCACUCCAAAUGGACAGCCAGCCCAUCUACAACCCACGAGGAAGCGUUGUAUUUGGCACCUGCGUCAAAAUCCAUGAGCACGAUACUACUAGGGAGCUUGUGGAAGCCGCUUUGAUCGUGCAAGGCAUGGAGUCGCUCUCCUGCCCACCCUGGCAAACAGCAGAGAGGAUCCAAACAGACCACAAUGGAGAUCCUCUCUCCUAUUCGGAUGCCUUGCUCCAGGAUCCGAUUAGGUGGCCACCAGCAGUGCAAGAAGAACUGAAAUCUCAUGAAGAGAAUGGAACUUGA
Molecule: messenger RNA, 645 nt
Organism: Talaromyces stipitatus ATCC 10500
Lineage: Eukaryota; Fungi; Ascomycota; Eurotiomycetes; Eurotiales; Trichocomaceae
Exons: 3
Coding region: 1-645 (214 amino acids)
Molecular function (GO): nucleic acid binding
Source: RefSeq, a predicted model, not a curated record